Molecule: messenger RNA, 1193 nt
Organism: Lycium barbarum (goji berry)
Lineage: Eukaryota; Viridiplantae; Streptophyta; Magnoliopsida; Solanales; Solanaceae
Product: protein CANDIDATE G-PROTEIN COUPLED RECEPTOR 2-like
Exons: 6
Coding region: 150-1037 (295 amino acids)
Biological process (GO): G protein-coupled receptor signaling pathway
Cellular component (GO): plasma membrane
Molecular function (GO): G protein-coupled receptor activity
Source: RefSeq, a predicted model, not a curated record
AUAUCCACACGUCAUUCUUUUGUCUUUAUCUUCACUCCACGUCAACCUUCCCAUCCAAAUAAUACCGAAAUUUCCAAUUUCACCCUCUAUCAAUCAUCACCGACACAACUAACCCUUAGGUUUCCGAUGAUCUCAAAAUCAAGUAUUCAAUGGCCCUAAUGUCAAAUUUUAGCGGAACCGGGACCGGCACCGCCGGUUUAGAUCACUUGAUAUUCCGGUUUGCCAGCUCAGCAGCCACGUGUCAUGGGUUCUGGCGUGAUGUGGCACUUGUAUUGCCGUCGGCUUUGUUUGUAGUGUACUUAGGGUUUCAUGGUAGGAGCAAUGUUAAGAAGCUUAGUCAUCGUCGGUCGUAUGUUAUGAUUGGAUACUAUGGUGUUUUGUGGUUUGCUGCUCUUUUAAAUCUUGCUUGGUGCUUUCUUCAGGUAUGGCAGUGCACUCCAGGGAAGCAGGUGGCUUGGAUUGUUCUGUCAAUGUUUGCAACGUCUUCAAUGUUAUUUCUGGAGAUUAGCAUAGUGGCGUUCUUACUCAGGGAGAACUAUGCGAGCUGUUUGGAGACUUUAGCACGUACAUUCAUGGUUUCAGGUCUUUUUGUUGGCGUGGAUUUACUGUUAAAGGUAAUUUUCAUAUUCGGAUUUGGUGUUCCGCUUUUCCUUGACGUGGAAAUAGCUGAUAGGGGGAAGUGGGGCGCCUGGUUCACCCACAAGCUGCUUCUUGUUAUAGCUUAUGGCUACAUAUUAUUUGUGCAUUUCUCUAAGUGGAGAGAUAAGCUGCCCCCACGACCAGCCUUCUACAAUUAUGUCAUUGUCAUGUUUGCAGCAACUGCUGUGAUGUUAUUUGCCUGUGGGCUUGCAGGCAUUGGGGCUCGCUUUGGACUUUGGUUGUAUAAUUUGGCAGUAGUUUGUUAUCACUCCCUUUAUCUUCCUUUUCUUUAUGUAACUUUCCUGGCUGAUUUUUUCAAGGAGGAAGAUUGGCUUCUGGACAGUGCAUACUACUCAGAGAUGAAGGAUGCAGGAUUUUUUGAUGCAGACUGGGAGUAAGCUUGUAAAACUGGUAUAAAAAUAAGCAAUUCGACUGUGUAAUUGUAAAUAUUAACUGGCAGCAGAGGCGAAUCCAGGAUUUAAAUUUUAUGGGUUCAAUCUAUAGAAUUUUAGCAUUGAACCCAUUAUAUUUUUAAAAUUAGGGGUUCAUAUCUA